Molecule: messenger RNA, 255 nt
Organism: Haemonchus placei
Lineage: Eukaryota; Metazoa; Nematoda; Chromadorea; Rhabditida; Trichostrongylidae
Source: the annotation of a GenBank genome assembly
AUGAAUUUUUUUCAGGAGGAGAAGAGAAUUACAUGUGCGUUCUGUGAACGAAUGCUGGAGAAUGCGAAGAAUUACGCGGUAACUGCAAAGACUGACAUCAGCUCAUUCGCAACGACAGCCUGCGCAAAACUGCCAAAAGGACGGUACUUGGAUCACUGCUACCAGUUGGCCGACAAGAAAAUAGCCGAGUUGGCUAAAUUUGUCGAUCAGCAAGUGAUCGAGGCGUUGUGGUGUGCGGAACUCAAUCAGUGCUGA